CUGCGUGGAAAUCUAAAAUCCCUUAGGCAAAUACAUUCCCCAUAAUAUUCCCUGUUGGCAUCAAUGAAGAGGGCGUGUUUCGAGUUUGCAACGUGAUAGUUAACGUGCAUUGAACGUCCACGACGCUGGCCACCGCGGCAGCAGUUAUGCUUCACGACGUCACGCUGGCUAUGUUGCCCGCCAAUAGCAUUGAGUUGCUGCCCCGUGUGAACGACUUUAGUAGCUUCGUAGCAAGAACCGACAAGAAUCACUGUUCGCAACAGCCACGGAUCAACUUCUGCCCAGCCCAGGACUACUUGGUAUCUGAUACGACCGUGACCGACCGGUGACCGACCGUGACUACAGCAUGACUACAGCAAUGCGAUCUGAAGUUGAAAUUGUCGGCCAGAGAACCUGGAAGGUAGGUUAUUUAAUGGAGAAGUCACAGUGAAGGAUUAUUGCAAGCAGAAGUGGAAAGCUUUGGAACCACACACCCCAACUUUGACUCAAUAUUGCAAUCAAAUGAUGAAGUGUCUGGAAUAUCGAUUUUGCUUAACUGAGCUAGAAGAAGAAAAAACUGGUGAUAAAUGUGUACAAGCAGCUAAGAAUGACGAGUCUGAAGGAGAACUCAGUAAAAUAGGAAAUGGUAAAAUGAACAGUAAAGUGAGUGAUACAAUGAAUUCUGAUGAAUCAGAACAAGAUAAUGGACUGUGUGAGGAAGACUCUACCAAUAGAAGUUUUAACAGUGACAAAGAUGUGAAGGAGGGGAAACAGAAGGAUGUUGAUCUAAAAAUGUUGACCAGGUCUAUGCAUUCAGUUCUGUCUGAUUCCAAUACACAGUCACGCACCCCACUGGGAUCAAAGAAAAUUCCUGCUCAAAAUGUUGAAAAUAGUUUCAGUGCGUCCUCAACUUCAACACGAUCUAAGAAGGGUGCUGCACUGAAUGGCAGUAAACAGAUGAUUGUCACAUCCAUGUUUGCUAAAAGUUCCAGCAAGAGGAAUAGUGGUAAAUGCAAGGUUCCUGAGAAUGGCCUUCAUGAGAAAGAACAGAACAGGGAAGAGUUGACAGUAGUGCAAGAUUCACUUAGCAGGAAGACAAUAGAAACUGCAGACACAGUGUUGCAGGAUGAGAAGAAGGUUAAAUUAAGCGGUGGUGAUCCUGAAGAUGAAACAAAGAAAGAAGCUUUUUCUCGAACAUUCAGAGGAAUGCGAUCCAAAUGUGCACUCUGUCGACAAAUCCUGGAUGACCCUGAUUUGAGACUGUACCAGGGACAUCCCGAUGAGUCAGUGGAGGAGUUUGUGGCACUGACUGAUCCAAAACUCUCACUCUUUACUGGUGAGGAGGAUGCCAUCCAUGACCAUGAUCAGCGUCCCCAGAAUAAAGUCACACAUUUCAGUGUGUAUGACAAAGAAGGUCAUCUGUGUCCUUUUGACAAUGGACUCAUUGAGCAAAAUGUCUUGUUAUAUUUCUCUGGGUACAUGAAGGCAAUCUAUGAGGAGAGUCCUGAUCCUGAAGGUGGCAUUCCAACGAAGGACCUGGGACCUAUUAAUGAAUGGUGGGUGUCUGGUUUUGAUGGAGGUGAGAAGGCUCUUGUGGGGUUUUCAACAGCAUUUGGAGAAUAUUACUUGAUGGACCCAAGUGAAAGUUAUGCUCCAUUCAUGGAAAUAGUUAAUGAGAAAAUUUUUAUCAGCAAAGUAGUGAUUGAAUUUCUCCUGGAAGAUAUCAGUACAACAUAUGAGGAUCUUCUCAACAAACUGCAGACCAUGGUACCACCUAGUGGAUUUUCUACACUGACAGAGGACAGUUUAUUGCGCCAUGCCCAGUUUGUAUGUGAUCAGGUGUUAAGUUUUGAUAGUUCAGCAGGACCAAAUGAAGACUUGUUGAUUACAUCUCCUUGCAUGAGGGCUCUUGUUAGACUGUCUGGUGUCACCAUCGAUAAGAGAAUUGCUAUGCACCGAGCAGAAAGGAAAGAUUUCAAAAUUAAGAAGACUAAGUGGAGCCGAGCUACAACCACUCCACUUGUGAAGGAAGUUUUUGAGACAUUCUUCCGUGAGCAGCUUGACAAAGAUGAAGACAAGGAGAACAAGGGACCUCGACGUCGCAGGUGUGGUAUUUGUGAGGCAUGCCAGCUGCCAGACUGUGGGACCUGUGUGUCAUGUCAGGACAUGGUCAAAUUUGGAGGUGUGGGACGCAACAAACAGUGUUGUGUUCAACGCAGGUGCCCUAAUAUGGCCAUCCAGGAGGCAGAUGACUCUGAGCCAGAGGAUGAUGAGGAUUAUUAUCUAUUAUCAGAGAGUGCUAGGUCAGAAAUACUGUUUUCUAGCAGCCAUAAGGGUAUCUGUGUUCGUGAGAAGCGUGAUAUCAGAUGGAUUGGAAAUCCCAUUAAGGAUGAUGGGAAACGGAAAUACUACAAUGCUGUUAUGGUAAAUGCUGAGGAAAUUAAGCUUAAUGACUGCAUAAUGGUUGAACCUCUGGACCCUGCCACGGCACUCUUCAUUGCCCGAGUUGUGUAUCUGUUUGAAGACAAGACUGGUGCGAAGCGUGUUCAUGGCCAUUGGUUCUGUCGAGGCUCUGACACAGUUCUUGGAGAGACUUCAGAUCCAAUGGAGUUGUUUGUGGUUGACCAAUGUGAGGAUUUUGACCCAUCAGCAAUCACAGGAAAGGCAACAGUCAUACAGAAGGUCCUCCCCAGCAACUGGGCAGAGCUUGGAGGACUGGAAUUGCCCCACGAACAUCCUAUUAAAGAUGAUGGCAAGACAUUUUUCAUUCAAAAACAAUACAACUGGAUACAUGCCCGAUUUGAAGACUUGGCUGCAGAUCCACCUUGUCUGAAAGAAGAGCUCAAAUACAGGUUCUGUGCAUCAUGUGAGCGGUUGUAUCUUGAGCAAAAAUACCAGAGACCAAUCAUUGAUGAAAGAUUAGGGAUUACAAAUGAAAAUCAGGAGGUACUCUUUGGUGUCGUACGAAUGAUGGGAGAAGAGUAUCGUGUUGGUUCUUCAGUGUUCAUACAACCUGGAUCAUUCAAGUUCAAGAAUUUAGCCCCAGUGGCUGUAAUCCGAAAGGACAAGGACAGGGAUAAGAAGGUGGAUGAAGAUGUUUAUCCAGAGUUCUAUCGUAAAUCAUCAGACCAUGUAAAGGGAUCAAACAUGGAGACACCUGAACCAUUCUGCGUUGGUCACAUCAAAACAAUCUUUACAAAAACCAAUGAUGAUCUCAUUGCUUCUUGCGAUAUCUGGAUCCGUGUCAACAAAUUUUAUCGCCCAGAGAACACACACAGAGGACCUUCUUUGAGUCAGCAGGUGGAUCUAAACAUGUUGUACUGGAGUGAGGAAGAAUGUGUGGUGAACUUUGGUAAGGUGGCAGGCAAGUGCCAUGUUGUAUUCAGUGAGAAUCUGGAUAUAUCAAUGACUGAAUGGACAAGCCGUGGCCCAAACAGGUUUUAUUUCUCUCAGGCGUAUAACAUCAUAAAGCAGACAUUUGAGGAGCCACCAUUUCAUGCUACAAGUAUUGGCAUGCAAGGCAAGGGGAAAGGGAAAGGGAAAGGAAAGAAAACUAAGAGUGAAUCAGAAAAGAAAAGAAAGGCUGAAAUUAAAAUUGAGGAAUGGCCCCAGAUUCACAAAAGGCUGCAGUGUCUGGAUGUGUUUGCUGGAUGUGGUGGUUUAUCAGAAGGAUUACAUCAAUCUGGUGUGGCAGAAGUCUGCUGGGCUGUUGAGAAGGAAGAAGCAGCUGCCCAUGCUUUCCGGCUUAACAAUCCAGAUUGUACAGUGUUUACAGAGGACUGCAAUCACUUGCUCAAGUUAGCUAUGAAUGGAAAGAAAACAAAUGAUAAGGGCCAACGGUUACCUUGUAAGGGUGAAGUGGAACUACUGUGUGGUGGUCCUCCUUGUCAAGGAUACAGUGGAAUGAACAGAUUUAACUCGCGCCAGUAUUCGCUCUUCAAGAACUCCUUGGUCGUGUCAUAUUUGUCAUACUGUGACUUUUAUCGCCCGAGGUUCUUCAUCUUAGAGAACGUGCGCAACUUUGUGUCAUUCAAACGCAGUAUGGUAUUGAAACUGACUGUUCGUUGUCUUGUGAGAAUGGGGUACCAGUGCACAUUUGGUGUUUUGCAGGCUGGAAACUAUGGUGUACCUCAGACACGGAGGAGGGCCAUCAUUUUAGCUGCUGCUCCUGGUGAGAUUCUUCCCAAUUAUCCAGAGCCAAUGCAUGUUUUCAAUCUAAAAGCCUGUCAGCUUCCAGUUGUGGUGGAUGACAAAAAGUUCCUGUCAAACUGCAAGUGGGUGACAUCAGCACCUUUGAGAACCAUUACUGUUCGUGAUGCUAUGUCUGACCUUCCAAAGAUCCGUAAUGGACAUAAGAGAGAGGAAAUACCUUACGGUGGGGAACCUGUAUCACAUUUUCAGCGCUUGAUCCGAGGAAAUCAGUAUCAGCCCAUACUGCGUGAUCACAUAUGCAAAGACAUGGCUCCUCUUGUUGAGGCACGAAUAGCACAUAUACCUACAGCUUCUGGCUCUGACUGGCGUGAUCUUCCCAACAUUAUGGUUAGACUGUCUGAUGGGACAUUCACAAAGAAACUGCAAUACUUACAUCAUGACAUGAAGAAUGGCAAAUCAUCGACAGGGGGUCUGCGUGGAGUGUGUGGCUGUGCUAAUGGGAAAGCAUGUGAUCCAAUGGACAGACAGUACAAUACUCUGAUCCCAUGGUGUCUCCCUCACACCAGUAAUAGACACAACCAUUGGGCUGGGUUGUAUGGACGCUUGGAGUGGGAUGGGUUUUUCAGCACAACUGUGACAAACCCUGAGCCCAUGGGCAAACAGGGCCGGGUACUACAUCCAGAACAGGCACGGGUUGUGAGUGUACGGGAAUGUGCUCGAUCACAAGGAUUCCCUGACACAUAUCGCUUCUUUGGUUCGAUUCUUGACAAACACCGGCAGAUUGGUAACGCUGUUCCUCCACCAAUGGGAGCUGCCAUUGGAUUUGAGAUCAGGAAGUGCGUUUCAGUUGUAGAGGAGAGAAGGAAAGCAGAGUCUAAGAUGGAAAUCGCUUAAGUUAUGAUCCUGAAAAUAUUAGAAAGACUAAUAUAAAUGUGGUAGGCUGUAAAUAGUUACACUGCCUCAGUGACAUAUUGGUGUAGUUAAGUCUAAAAAUAUUGUCAGACUUGUUAUGGUG
Cryptotermes secundus is the source of this 5146-nucleotide messenger RNA. RefSeq names its product DNA (cytosine-5)-methyltransferase 1. The transcript is spliced from 28 exons. Gene Ontology annotation, molecular function: zinc ion binding; DNA binding; DNA (cytosine-5-)-methyltransferase activity. Gene Ontology annotation, cellular component: nucleus. Lineage: Eukaryota; Metazoa; Arthropoda; Insecta; Blattodea; Kalotermitidae. The coding region runs from base 502 to 5025 and encodes 1507 amino acids. The record is from RefSeq and is a predicted model, not a curated record.